Molecule: messenger RNA, 2532 nt
Organism: Aplysia californica (California sea hare)
Lineage: Eukaryota; Metazoa; Mollusca; Gastropoda; Aplysiida; Aplysiidae
Product: spermatogenesis-associated protein 5-like protein 1
Exons: 9
Coding region: 288-2372 (694 amino acids)
Molecular function (GO): ATP binding; ATP hydrolysis activity
Source: RefSeq, a predicted model, not a curated record
UACUAGUGACGGUGUGCUGUGUGCACUCUGUGUGUGACACUGUUGUGUGUGCUUUCAAUCUGAUGAGCUGAUGACUGUGGUCCGGGGUGAGCCGUGCUUCCCGUCAAAAGAAAAGAAUUUAUAUGGUGGACGUGAAAUUAUCCAUAUGAGACAGAAUAUCGUCAAACUUAGAAUCGACUGAUAAUAGCGCUUUCUUCUUUCGCCCAUCAGCAGUUGAGUAUGGUUUGCUGGAGUUGCCAGCAGGGCUGACACAGUUUCAAAGAGUCCAUAUCUACUUCUGAGAGAAAAUGAGUGCUGACCACAACUUGAGUAUUUUCUAUCAAGAAGUAUUUGGUAAUAAUUUGAAGAAGGUCAGAAAUGCCACUUUAUCGGUUGUGGUGGAUAAUCUUAACAGAUUCAAAAGUUGUGGUUCUCAGGACAAGAGAUAUGAGUGCAUAGCAAAGUUUUGUCAGAAUGUUUUAUUAAAUAAAAUUUUACAAAGUGAGCAAGAAAUUCACUUGGAACGUUCAAAGUUGGCUCGCUCAUAUGGAAUUGUUUACAUUGUGGUUUGUGCGUGUAUAUCUGAAAAUGACUCUAACGAAGGAGUUUUGACUCGUGAUGCAGACGUUGUUGUGCAGUCUGUGAUCAGCAAGGAUUUUUAUGAGCUUCGAAAGUCUCUGCAUCAAGAAAAAGUAUCUGUCGCUGGUAUCAGUACCGAAGCUGAGAAACUAAAUCAGCUUCUUAGAUUUGGAAAAUUACAAUACGGUACAUCAUAUCGUCAGGUAGGAGUGUUACUUCAUGGGCCCCCUGGAUGUGGCAAAUCGUCUUUGGUGAAGCACAUAGCUCAGUCAUGUGAUGCAGUGGUUUUGAAUGUAGAAAGUACAGAUGUCCUGCAGUCAGAGGUUGGUUCUGGGGUUGAGGCUCUAAAGAGGUUUUUCAGAAGAGCUGUGGCACUCUCAGAAGAAGGCUCAGUGAUACUAUUUCUGGAUGAGUUGGACACAUUGUGCCCUCACCGUGAUAAUUCUAGUCUAGGCAGCAAGCAGAUCACAAGUGCUCUCAUUCACGAACUGGACAGUCUUCACGGUAAAGAUAUUCCUGGACUGCUUGUGCUUGGUGCUACCAAUGUGAUAUCAUCUCUUGACCCAUCCCUGAGAAGGCCAGGGCGCUUUGAUCGUGAGGUUUUGAUAAAUAUUCCGACUAAAGAUCAAAGGUUAGCCAUUCUUGAGCUGUUUACAAACCACGUGGAACUAGAUUGUGCUGUCCAGCUAUGUGACAUUGCCAUGAGAACUCCAGGCUAUGUGGGAGCAGAUCUCAGAGCCUUGUGUGAAGAAGCAGAGAGCAUGACACUGAAAAGAGAAGGUGCUGUUCCAAAUGUGAAGCCUACAGUCAAACUGGAAGAUUUUGACCAUGCCCUGCAUUGUGUGGCACCUCUCAUGAAGAGAAGCUCUGACUGUGUCAUUGACUUGCAGCCUGUGAACUGGGAGGACAUUGGUGGCUUAGAGGAUGUUAAGCAUGAAAUUCGACAGUCUAUAGAAUGGCCACUUCUGUAUCCUGACGUUCUGCACCGGAUGGACUUGACACCGACUAAAGGGGUUCUUCUCUUCGGCCCCCCAGGGUGCUGCAAGACAACACUUGUAAAAGCUGCUGCAACAUCUUGCCAUGUCACUUUCUUGUCCUUGAGUGGAGCACAAGUCUUUUCUCCUUAUGUUGGCGAGUCUGAAAAAAUUGUAUCUGAGGCUUUUCAGAAAGCAAGGGCUCUUUCUCCAUCAAUUUUAUUCUUUGAUGAAAUAGAGACUCUUGUAGGGAAACGAUCCUCAGAAAAGAAUCAGUCGCGGGUACAGGAACGGAUUUUGGCUACACUCUUGAAUGAGAUGGAUGGUGUCGGCAUCCGUUUGGACAAGAAGACUAACGCUAGCUUGAAUCAAGACAGAGGAAGAUCCACAGUCGGUGUAUCUGGGCCACAAGAGAUGCAGAAAAUGGACAACAGGGGCGUUGGUUGUACUUCCAUAGUGAGUGAAUGUAACUCUUCUUUGGACUUGAAGGGGUCACAAGUGAUGGUGAUAGGGGCGACCAAUCGUCCAGACAUGCUGGAUCCUGCUAUUCUAAGGCCAGGGAGGCUGGAUAAACAUAUACAUGUGCCGCCACCUGAUGCAGAGGCUCGGGCAGCUAUCCUGAAAGUGUACACUUCUAAAAUGUCUACUUCUGACCUGGAUCUUCACAAGAUGAGUCUGGAUACAGAGCUCUACACAGGGGCAGACCUCAAGAACUUGUGUAAAGAGGCAGGUCUAUUUGCUUUGAGAGAGAUUCUCGCCAGAGGUGAUCCUGGCUCGCCUAUUUGUGUGAACAGUCAUCAUUUUGCAAGAGCAAAGGAAAUUGUCAAACCAUCUCUGUAGUAAUACUUGAAAAUGCAAUUGUAUGUUUUGAAAUGUGCAAUAUUUUUCUGAAAUCAUUUAAACUGAUUUUUAUUGGUCAUGUGAUAUGGCUUCGUAUUUGUCAGUUUUUUCCCACGUGUUGGCUGGAUACUGCUUUAAUAAAAUAUAAUACACCUUUGAC